AUGCCUUCUAGAGCCAUUUCAAGACCCUUCUCAUUUGCGCAUCGAGCCAGCAAAGUGUCUCAGGGAGCAUGCGCAAGUCAACGACGAUGCUUUCGAGGCAAGAGCAAGUCUAGGGUUACCGUUGCGGCGACGACAGCAUCGAGAUCUCGUACUGCAGGUCUAUUUUUCACAGUCGCAGUAGGAGGUGGCGUUCUAUAUUCCUUAGGCUACCCGAGGACUUUGCAUGCGGAGGAAACCGCGGAUCCAGCGGAGGUCAAGUUCGAGAAACCACGAAGACAGGCGAGCUCCCGCGAAGAGAAUCGAGAUUUGAUCAGUUCGCAGCAUCUACAAGUGAAAAAGAGCUGGGAGAAUCCCGGCGUUUAUGCUUGGGGUUCGAAUAGUGGCAAAGUGGUAGCACCCGAUUUGGACGAAAGCAUUAUCAGAGCACCUCGACGGAUACCAUAUUUUGACGGAAAGCUCAUUAGGGAUAUCAAAUUAGACAGGAACUUUGGAGCAGCAAUCACUGAAGGUGGAGACCUGCUACAAUGGGGUACUGGCUUUUCUACGAUGACAACAGGCCCCACGACAACCCUCACAGGUAAGAAUCUUGUGAAGCUGACCAUCUCUCGGGAUCGGAUCGUGGCGCUUUCGUCGAUUGGACAUGUCUAUUCUGUUCCUGUGAGCCAGAAAGAUCAAUUGGCUGGGCCAAAGCCGCUGGAGAGUACCUGGUUCCCCUUCUGGCGCAGCAGAUCCAAUAUCAGUUAUCGCACAAUUCAGCUUAAAGAUUUGUCCUGGGGAGAAAAAGUCUCGGAUAUCAGCACUGGCCUGGAGCACAGUCUCCUCUUGACCUCAAAGGGGCGAUUGUUCUCCGCUGCGACAGGAACCGAAGAUUUUCCAUCGAAAGGACAACUUGGAGUACCCGGCUUGACUUGGUCAACAAGACCUGCAGGCCCAGUCGACCAACCACACGAGAUUAUCACACUGAAGGGCUUUGACAUUAUCAAUAUUGCAGCGGGAGACUUCCAUUCAUUGGCGGCUGAUAGAGCUGGCCGAGUCUUUUCUUUUGGAGAUAAUUCUGUCGGUCAACUAGGUUUUGAUCCAUCUCCCGAGUCACCGGUCAUUGAUGCACCAUCUCUUCUUCCGAUCGACAAACUUUACAAAGGCACAUUUUUGGUUCCAAAGGUCACAAACAUAGCUGCUGGGGGAGUGAACAGCUUCUUCACUAUCGAAGCUACUAGAAUCGUUGGGCAAGGUGAAGAAGAUCCUCGUGGACUCGGAAGAGUGACCGCCGACACUUGGGCUUGUGGCCAGGGGAUUUUUGGGGGUUUGGGCAAUGGAAGAUGGACACAUGUGCAGGGAGUGCCAACAAAGAUCAAAGCAUUGUCGGGGCUUUACGAGUAUGAUGAGGCGAACAGCACCGUUGUACCAAUUCGGCUAGCGUCUAUGUCAAUUGGGGCUACACACAUGUCUGCAGUUAUGGACAACAUCACGCAUUUGAGAGCAAACAGGCACAGCUCAGAGAACGACACUAAUUGGGGUGCUGAUGUACUGUGGUGGGGAGGCAAUGAGUUCUACCAAGUCGGAACUGGAAAGAGAAAUAACGUGAAUAACCCGACGUACAUCGCCCCUCUUGACGUGGAAGCCGACAAAGAAAAGGGCAGGAGGGAGGAGCACAGAUUUCAGAUCACUCCAAGGACGAGGAUUAGAUUUGGUGGGAGAAAUGUCAGCGUUGAACAAAGGAUAGAGUGUGGUAGAGGUGUGACAGCCGUCUACUCCGGCACGUAA
Cadophora gregata is the source of this 1764-nucleotide messenger RNA. RefSeq lists its product as uncharacterized. The record is from RefSeq and is a predicted model, not a curated record. Gene Ontology annotation, biological process: mitochondrial respiratory chain complex III assembly. Lineage: Eukaryota; Fungi; Ascomycota; Leotiomycetes; Helotiales; Ploettnerulaceae. Gene Ontology annotation, cellular component: mitochondrial inner membrane. Bases 1 to 1764 code for a protein of 587 amino acids. The transcript has a single exon.